GAGCGCCGCUGAUCGCUGCGCGACUAGCUAGUCACGUUUGAAGCAAUUGUGACAUCGGCGAGAACUGCCAUAACUCGCUCGCGGUGGCAAAACACGCCCAGCGGCAACGCAAUGGAGCCAUAUUCAGCAGGAGCCGCGGAGUCCCGUUUCGAACCGGCGGCGGCGCCUAACGGCAGCGGAGCCGGCCAGGAAGCUCCCCUGCCGCCGCCCGCACCCAUGGAAACCGUCGCGCCGGAAGCAGGCGCGGCGCCCGAAGCCGCGCCGCCGCCUCCGCCGGUUUCGAACGUGCCUGCGGCCAUGGACGUCUCCGCGCCGGCGCCGGAGCCCGCACCCGAGCCCAUGGAAGUCGAAGAGCCCGAGCGCGACGCACCGGAGCCGACCGUCGCGCCGGAAGAGGACGCGCCACCGGCGCCGUUCGCACCGCGCGAGGCGCCCGAGUCGGAGAUGCCCGCGCCGGCCGCGCCGGAGACGACGCCGCCGCCGGUGCAGGAGCCUGAGGCGGCCCCGCGGGACCCCUCGCCCGAGCCGGAACCCGCGCCGGAACGAGAGGCCGCGGCCGAGCCGAUGGCACCGCCCGCGCCGCCCGCGCCGGAGCCCGAGCCCGAGCCGGAGGCCCCCGCGCAAGAGCCGGAGGCGCGGCCGGUGGCCGCACGGAUGUCGUCCGAGGCCGAGGCGGCGGCCUUGCUCGAAGCCACGACGACGACCGUCGCGACCGCCGCCGCGGCCCUAGAGGCGGAAGCAGCAAAGCCCGACGAGCUCCAGCUGGAGAUCGAAGCAGCGAGAGCGAAGGCGCGGGCGGCGCAGGACGGCGCCGACGCGCCGCCGGCCGCCAAUGACGCCGACGCCGCGCCGGCGCCCGUCGUGAGCGAGAAGCCGCCCCUCACGGAGGACGCGCGAAGCCUGGUCGACCGGGCGGCCCCGAUAGAAGUCCUCCAGGACAACCCGAAGAAGGUCCGCGACGCAGCGUCUGUUUCUGAACUUCGCAUCGACGCCGUCGACGCGACCGCGAGAGAGUCGAUUCCGCACGCAGGGCGAGUCCGCCAAGCGCUUCCGCAAGUACAUGGCGGCCACAAACGCGGCAGAAUUCAUCCAGUUAGGUGGGACUCGCGCCGACCUCAAGUACGACAUCGCCCGGGGCUGGGUCACGGUCACAGAUCGCGCGCCGCCCCCAGCCCGCGAGAAGAAGGCCAAACAAGAACGGGGCGAGCUCGUCUUCGAGCAGAACAUCCCCAAGCUACGAAGCCAGGUGCCGCCUCCUACGAAAGACGACGAGGCCAUCGCGAGAGCCGCGCAGCUCGCCGAGGAAGAAGAACCCGAGCCCGAGGGCCCGAAGGAGCCCGCUGACUGGCGCACGAGCGGCCCCUUCGUGGGCCAGUGGAUCACUAGAAGUAUUCUAGACAGCUCCGGGCAAGUGACGUCCUUCAGCGUCGGCCAGGUCAAGGGCUACCUCAACAGCAAGGAGAGCGACUACCUCGACGCGAACGGGCGACCGACGGCGCUCUGGCGCGUCGAGUACGUCUCCGGCGAGCUCAAGGACGACGCGGAGGAUCUGGAGCGACACGAAGUUCUGCAGUCAGCGCCGAAGCCGUCGCGGCCCGAUCUCAGCAUGAGGGAGGUCGAAGCCCAGUCCAAGGCACGAGCUAGAGAAGGCGGCUCGUCCAAAGGGUCCAAGAAGAAGGAACGCGAACCCGCCCUAGAUUAUGUACCACCAGUAGAGUCCGAGUACGAGCGCCACCGGAGGGAGCGCAUCGCCGAGAACCAGCGGUUUCUCCAGUCGCUCGGUUUCGUUGGAGGUGAUGUGGGCAUACCCAAAGAGCAGAAAAAAACAAGAGGGCCCCGGAAAAAACGCGAGCCCCAAGCGCCGACUCGACGGUCGUCGCGCGCCACUCAUGAAGCGGGCCAGUACAACGAGAACAGACAGUAUCGAGAUGCGGUGCAACAAGUUCGGGAGGAGCAGCGCCUCGAGGCGCAACGAAGGCAAGAAAGACGCCUCGAGAAACGCAUGGCCCGAAAAAGUGAAGAAGAAGUGCAAAGGAUGCGCAAGCGCGUGGAGCGACUGACGCGCGCCGCGCGCGCCGCGGAGAAGGAGCUCGCGACUCGACAAAGUGAAGAUGGGUCGAAGCUGCGGCAGGUCGGGUCCAAGCCUUCUACCUUCUACGGCGGCGGGCCCGUCGACGAGCAGACCGGGAAGACGCUGGACCGGAAAUGGUGUUCUAGAAACGUGCAGGACGCGCCCCAGGUCGGCGACAUUGUGGUCUACUUCGCGCGGGGCCAUGAAGAAGCUUUGCAACUACGGCUAGAAAGGUCGGGCUUCGCGUGCGGGCCUAGUUGGUCUGAAGCUAGAACUCCAUCCUGGUUCCUGCAGCAGGGCGCGCCGGAAGUGCUGGAGUGUGUCGUGGCGGCCAUCGAACCGCGAUUUCCUGAUGAGUGGUUGAAGCGACGGCGGGAGGCGUUCCUCGCGUGCAUCGAAACGCUGGAGCAACAGGAGGACGCGCACUGGUUCCUGCAGCCCCUAGAUCACCAAGGGUUAGGCUUGUACGACUACCUCAAAGUAAUUAGGAGGCCGAUGGACCUGGCCUCGCUGAGGGAGGGCGUCGUCGGCGGCGCGUACGACAACGACGGCUUCGACGAGCGCAGCCGCCAGUUCGCCGACGACCUGAAGCUGCCCUUCGACAACGCCCUGUUGUAUAAUGAAGAUACGUCCGACGUCUCCAAUUCGGCUCGAGUGAUGCUCGCGAAGUGCGAAGAAUUGAUUGAAUCUCUCAGAUACGAGGAGCCGCAGGAACCGGAAGAACCUCUGCUGGAGUUGCCGCCGGCGAAGAAGCGGCGGUUUGCCGGAAGGUGGGCGGAAGACGAGGAAGCUUCAUUAAAAGAACUCGUGGCGGAGCUCGGCGACAAUGCGUGGGACCAGGUGGCCGAACGACUCGGCACCGGUAGGAGCGCUCGAGGCGCCGAGCAGCACUGGGAGGUCAUGCGGGGCACCCAUGCUUUUGCCCGGAAGCGGAAAGGCCCGCCUCCCAAAGCGCCGCCGAAACGGUCGCCCAAAAAAGAGCCAGAACCGGAGCCGGCGCGGACGCGGCGUCGUCAUUGACCUUGAACUUGAUCUGGUGGAGGCGAUGGCGUCUUCAUGAGUCCACGUCGCCUCGACGCCGUCGACGCGGCCGCCAGAGCGCCCAUGCGCCUCGUGAGAGAGUUGCGGCCGUGUCGCGACGGCGUCGUUCCCACACAGGAGCCCGAGCCCGAGCCCGAGCCCCCGGCGCCCGUCGAAGAAGUUAAGCCCUCCUUGCCUCCUUUGAAGAUGGAGCUCGUCGUUAGAUUAGUACCUUUGUACAUGGUGCAGGACACGCAAGCCGCGGGUAGUGAGAUCCCGGAGGCUAGUGGCGUCACGUGCAUCAGCUGGCAGACGUGGCGCGGCGGCAACCUGGUGGACCCCUUUUUUGUGUCUCUGUCGGGUGUGCCCCAGGAAGAUGCUUUUCUGCAGCAUAGGCAUCGCGUCCUUAGUACUACCAAGUUGUGGCGAGGGGUCGAGCAGUGGUCCUCCGUCUGCACGGCGGAUGAUCGCACACCUUAUAGAAUCGAGUCGUUGCGACGGGCGGAGAAGAAGUCCGCCUCCUAUUUACCUAGUUGGCGGGCCGCGAAGCUCCUCGAAUGCGGUUUACCUGAUGAUCCCCCGCCGCCUCCCUCGAAGUCCAAGGCCAAAAAACGAAAACUCACGAAGGGCAAGGGCAAGAAGCACGCUCCAUCUACACCUAAAGCUCCUGUCGUCAAGGAGGAGGACCCGCGACUUAUUGGAAUUAAUGUGUGGGAUCUGCGGGAGCUCAAUGCCGAUGAGGCAGCUCAAGCGAAGAAGCUCCACGAGCAACGGCCGGACGGCUACGAGAUCGAAGAGGUCCAGGAACGGACGACGCGGGGCAAGAAGCGGGAGUUGGACGAAGAGCCCGAGACGACGUAUGUGGAGAGGCCGCCGGAGCCUAGACCUGAUGAAGUAGAUUUACCUCUAGAACUAGAAGUACUGGACGAGGACAUGUCCAACGCCUUGAUUGAGGCGCUAGCGGCUGUUAGGUCCACAGAAAGCGGUUCUAGGUACUGGCGGAGCUGGUCCGACGACGGCGGCUACUCUUCCGAAGAGGACGAGGCGGGCAAUCAGAUUAAAAGGAGCGGUCCUGGGGUGCGCGCGAUGAGGCAAAAAAAGAGAGCUGAGGAGCUGCAGGAGAAGCGCCUCGCGAAGUUGCUGCCUCGGUGCCAGCGAGCUCCGGGAGCCUCGUGCCUGAAAGAUAUUCAGCGAUCAUUGAUGAAGAACGCCUAUCGACGCGUCGAGGCGGUCUUUGAUGAUGUGGCGCGCGUGUAUCGGGACUCGGCGCAAGCGGCCAAGGACGGGAAGGACCCCGAGUUGCUAUCGUCGGCUUUAUGUGUCCAGUUAUGUUUUGAAGUGAUGGAGGACGCCGCGACGUCUGUUGGGGCUGGUGCAGAGUGGAAACCUAAAACGAGAGAGCUGGCGAACCAGGCGGCGGCUCUCCGACCCCAGCCCUGGCAGAGCCACGUUCGACGCACUCAAAGCAUGAAAACAAAUACCGGAGUGAUGAUCCGCGAAAACGUCAAGCUCGGCGUGAAGGCGUCGAUCGCCAGGGACAAGUCGCGGCCGCUCCAGAACGCGUGUAUUGCCUCCGAGUUGCAUCUCGCGCUAGCUAUCUAUGUCGGCAAUGCGGCGGGGCCCUGUAAAGAGACGGCUGGAAGGGUAUUGGAUCUCUAUGGAGACUGGCACCUGGGCGCGGAUAGAAAAGAAGCCUCUGAUGUGGUGCAGAUGGUGCCCGUGAAGGGGGGCAAGAUCCAAGGUAGUCUGGUGGCGGCGGACGAGGAGGAGGUGCAGGAACGCAGGUUGCUCGUUGGUCGUAAAUUCAAGCGGCCGGGUCUAGCUCUGGACAUCGGCACGGUCCAAGACUAUGAUCGGGACGCGAAGAAGUACCGGGCGUCGUACGCCGACGGGGGCGAGGAAUUGAUUAGCAUCGCUGAUGUGACGUCCGGGUUGUUGGCGUUUUUGCCUGCUUCGAAUAUGGCGGCGCUCGACGCGGCGGCGGCGGCGCGGGCUGUAGCGGCUGAUGAGGCCAUGGCGGACGCGGAGUCCACGAAGGAACUGAAUGAGGAGGGCGCCAAGGUGACGACCGUCGCGACGUCGCCGCACGCGACGGCCGCGCCGCCGGCCGAGCCCUCGCAACCGGUCGAGCUGCCGGACCAGCGCGCGGUGCUCUUCCCCGAGCUCGUCGGGGCGCCGGCGCCGGCCGCGGCGCCCAUGGACACGGCGCCCGACGCGCCGCCGGCGACUCCUGACGCGGUGCCUGCUGCCACCGACGCCGUCGCGGACGCGGGCGCCGCGGGUGCCUCCGAGGCGCCGCCGGCCGCCCCGGACGAGGUGAGCGCGGACGCGCCGGCAUCCCCCCGAAGCGGUAAGCCGGCCGAGGCGCUAGCAGAAAGUGGGAGGAGGCCGACGGAGGCGUCGCCGGCGAAGACGCGCGGCGCGACCGCCGAGCCGGAGCCGGAGCCACCGGCGCCGCCGAAAGUCCGCGAGCACGACGCCCACGUGACCAUAAGAUGCGGCGGCACGAAGCUCUGGUGCGCGCGCGACGCGCGGGACCUGCUGAAAGCGCUCGCGGCGUUCAACAAGGGCGCGCCCAAAGAGAAGAAGACGAAGUUGAAAGCAGUGCGGAAGUCCAGGAGGCGCUCAUGAUUGUUUUAUCCAUCUCAGGUUCCGCAAAGAGCGCAAGAUCAAGUCGGGCCCGACGAAGACGUGUAGUGCCUGCGGCGCGCAAUCGCAUACCCGGUGCUCGGCGUGCUCGAAGUGCGGGAAGCCGUUCGGGCUGGGGAGCGACCGCCGGGGGACCGGGUAAAGUUACUUACACUUAUCAAACAAGGGGU
Molecule: messenger RNA, 5910 nt
Organism: Pelagomonas calceolata
Lineage: Eukaryota; Pelagophyceae; Pelagomonadales; Pelagomonadaceae
Source: the annotation of a GenBank genome assembly